Messenger RNA from Fusarium redolens, 2364 nucleotides. Its product is annotated as fungal-specific transcription factor domain-containing protein. Gene Ontology annotation, molecular function: DNA-binding transcription factor activity, RNA polymerase II-specific; zinc ion binding; DNA binding. The record is from RefSeq and is a predicted model, not a curated record. The transcript is spliced from 7 exons. Lineage: Eukaryota; Fungi; Ascomycota; Sordariomycetes; Hypocreales; Nectriaceae. The coding region runs from base 46 to 2178 and encodes 710 amino acids. Gene Ontology annotation, biological process: DNA-templated transcription; regulation of DNA-templated transcription.
GUUGGUUCCACUACCCGACAAUCUCCAUAAUCUUGCAUCAGAACCAUGGAUUCAACAACCGCGGUUCGACGUCGUCGUCGUAGACGCGUUGCCGAAGAGAAUCGGAAACGUGCACCUCGAGCGUGCGAUCGAUGCAAGGCUCGGAAAAGCAAAUGCAUCGAGUCAAGUCCAGGUGUUUGUCAGAGAUGUCAAGCGAGUAAGCUGAGCUGUCGCUUUGACAGAGAUAGGCCGUUUCCGCGACAAAGCGAAAGCCCCAUGCCCGCUGCAGAUGCUACCAUUACUGCUGCUGCCUCAUCACAAACUGGAGCAACGCCACAAGAAAACAUAUCCAUAGAAAGCCACCAGACUGAAAGCAUAUUAUGGCCGCGAUUCUUGACCAGGCUACGCGAGGCCUUUUCCUUGGACCCAAUAUCAGGCCCAGAAGAGCAGGAUAUGGUCAAUCUGCAGGCUAACGUUACGCGACCAAACAACCCAUCGCUUACAGAGCAGGCCCGCCUCAAGAAAAUUGUCGACUCGUUUCCUCCCCGGUCUAUCGCUGAGUUUCUCGUCCAUGUCUGCAUCAGACGUGGCACCGAUGUCUUCUUCUACUUUGACCAAGCACAACUCAUUCACGAGAUUGAGCAGUUCUACACCAGUCAGAUAUGCCCUUUGAGGUUUGACCCAACUUUCAUCUGUCUUGCAUUGACCAUCUUCGCACUUGGCAGCCACUGGACACCCUUAGAGCGACCAGGCCAUUCGCGAAUUGAUGAACACGAUCCCGGGCGUUUGUUCUUUGAGCAGGCUAAGCUCCUUGUACCGGAUAUCAUUGAGCGCCCGGGUCUCAGAUCAAUACAGGCAUGCUUAAUUCUUGGCGUCUAUCUCAUGCCACUGAAUGCCGUUGGAUCUUCGUAUGUCUAUACGGGUAUGGCUUUGAGGAAGGCUUUGGCAUUUGACCUUCAUCAGGACUCCGACGACCAGGCGAUGGACGCGCGAGAACGAGAAGUUCGUCGUCGGCUAUGGUGGUCAAUCUUUUCACUCGAAAGGUGCUCGACAAUCAAGCUCAAUAGGCCCCGGUCGGUGUCCCCUGAGAUCAUUACAGUCCCCUUACCGGCUAUCCUGCCAGGACUUGACGGUUCCCAGAAGUUCAACAACGUUCUUCUCCAAAUAGCCUUUGCUCGUCUCAUAUCCAUCUUGGACAGAGUCGCUGAUUGGGAGUCAACAGUAACAAAUACCUCCAGCCGGACAGAUACAGCGAGCCUGGAGAACCAGCUAAGAGAGUGGAAAGAGUCGUUGCCCGAAGACUUCGACCUGGAGACAAUCCCCCCGCGAGACUCACGAUAUCGCGCCGUCUUUCACAUCUGGCUGAACUACUACUAUGCAUGGAUCGUCAUGGGUAAGAUGUCUCUCAUUACUGUUGUGAGAAUGACUCUUCGACUCCAUCUUGCAGGCGAUGCAGAACCAUCCGUCAUCGACGAAAGGGCUGAAAAGCUAUCCAAGUCAUGCGCAAAGGCUUCUAAAAAGCUGCUUCAGCUCUUUGAGGACUUGAACCAAACUGGCUAUACCACGCGAUUCUCUUUCACCGACUUCCAAGGCUGCAGUAUUGCGACCAUCGUCACUCUCAUAGCAGGUAUUCUUGAUCGGGACCCCGGAUACGAAAGAAGAGUGAGGUUCGGUCUGGACUUCUUGCGAAGAAUGGCGACAGGCAACCCAAAUGCUCAAGUUGGUGUUCGAUUUGUCGAAGCUCUUCGGUCCAUCUCGAACGAAGCUUGGGGUAAGCUCAGUCGUUCGAGACAGCCUCCGGUUAAUUUUAGUGACGCGGGACUACUGUCGGCUGCAUAUAAUGAUUGGGCAGAGUGGCUCUCAAACCAAGAACAGUCACAGAGUGUUAACAACAACGAGACGAUUCGUGACGACACAACAGGCGCCGACCAGACUCCAGCCGUACAGUCAGCCCCAGUGUCGGAGUUCUGGUCUGCAGGGCCUGAACAGGAUAUGGAAUGGAGCUCACGCGCUGAUGCAGUUCUUGAGCCACUCAUGUCGCGUCUACCGAUGCCGCAGCUUCAGGCGGGCGAGCAACCUGAUCCGUUUGAGACAUAUCGCCUUUCUACGACUUAUAAUGACGACCAGACAUUCUUGAUGGGGCUUACGGGGUUUGAUGUACUGGACUUUGCUGGCUAUCCUCCCGACAUGGCGCCAUGAAGCUUUAGUUAGACAAUUGACGCUUUGGAAAUUGAAAUACCACAAGGAUAUGUUAAUGGGCUUUAUGUGAGACCGUGUUAUGUUUUCGCUAUCAAUUUUAAACAAAGGAAAACAGAAUCGAAAAGAAUUGCGGCCACGAACCAAUUAUUACACAUACAGCCUGUCCAGAGUAUAGUUCUUAAAGCA